UGUAUCGGCAAUACAACACCUGCAAUGUUUUGUAAAUUCAUUUUUUUAAAAUGAAUAGAGAGUUUUUUACUUAUAAGUAGUGAUUAGUGGAUUGUGUACAGUGCUGUGAUAUUUGUAAUGGAUGCAGAGAGCGAGUACGAAAUAAAGAGAGCUCGUGAUGCGAUUGAAAUGAUAGAGACUAUCCAGUCGAUGAUCGACGUUUCUGCUGAUAGACUUGAGGGUUUGAGGACGCAAUGCUCGACGAGCGCCGAGCUGACGCAGCAGGAGAUCCGGACCCUGGAGGGCAAGUUGGUGAAGCACUUCUCCCGUCAACUGGUGACGAAGGCGCGGUUUGGAGAGGAGCUGCAGAGGCAGUUAGCUGGCGUGCCGCGGCUGGCGCAAUGGCUGAGGGUCGUUGGACUCAGUCAGGAAUCCAUCGAGGCAAUAUGUUCGCGCGUGCCUUCCCUGGAGGCGCUGCGCGAGCGAUCAGACUACGAGUUACGAGCACUGCUGGCUGGAGCUAGGGAUGAGGAGCAACGGCGGCUAUGUCGCGCCAUGCAGCGGCUACGGGCCUACGCAGAAGCGCUAGCUCGCGGCGAGGCGGCAUCAGAGAUGCAGCUGUACUGGGACUCGUGGGAGAGGCACGGGCGCGGCUCGCCGCGGGCCCGCGCCCGCCAGCCGCGGACCUCGCUGCCCACCGACUCCGACUCCGCGCACUCUACCCCGCAGGGGAAGAAGGGCAGGGCGAGCGGGCCGGCCAGCCGCCGCCAGCCGCCGGCGCAGCUGCCCCCGCCGGCGGCGACGCUCACCAAGUCCCGCUCGCACGAGUCGCAGCUGUCCGUGCGCCCUGAUGCCUCCGACUUGAGCGACAACAGCCAGUCGUCAGCGGUGGGCACCUUAGAAGGCACCCCGCCCGCUUCGCCGCACGACACCGAACCCGAGACCACGCCACUACACCGACCAUCUAACAACGUGUCUCAUCAUAAUUCAUCAACAGCGUCGGCGACGAGCUCGAUAGCGAGCUCCGUCCCUGCGCCGCGCUCCCCGCGCACCCCCACCACGGUGGGGCGCUCCAUGGCCCACGACAUCGCGCACCGCUUCACCAAGACCUUCAACAUGAUCGCCACCUGUGACUACUGCGAGAAACAGAUGCUCUUCGGGUCCGGCUUGAAGUGUAAAGAGUGCAAGUUUAAAUGUCACAGGGAUUGCGAAACGAAAGUCCCUCCCUCCUGUGGCCUACCUAUAGGGUUCGUCAAUGCGUUUAAAGAGAAGAUCUAUAAAGAUGGUGGUGGUUAUUACGUGUCGUCGCCGGUGGCGGGGCGCGGCAGCUUCCUGUCGUCGCUGCGGGCGCCGCGGCGGCACCACGCGCCCCCGCAGCACAACUACCCGGGCCCGGACUCGUCGUCGACGACGUCCUCGUGCAACAGCUCGACGCCGUCGUCACCAGCCCUGUGCGCCCCCAACACGCCGCACCACCACCACCAUCUGCCCACCAAGCCGCAGUUCCACUUCCCAGAAGUAAAGCCGCCGGUGUCGAGCCCCAACCACGUGACGUCAGUGCAGUCCCCCAGAACGAUACCCGAGCAUAAAGAAGACCUCACGCCCAGUGUUAAAAGUGACAGUUCCCGAUGUGUGUCCCUGACGGGGUCGGGCUCCACUGACAGCGGCGGCGCGGUGCGCGCCGACUCGCUCGACCUCAGCAAUAAGGAUUCCAGAUGGCCGCGACAAAAUAGCUUAUCAAUGAAAGAAUGGGACAUCCCGUACGACGAGUUGAAACUGUUCGAGAUCAUCGGGCACGGGCGGUUUGGAACCGUGUACCGCGGCUCCUGGCACGGCGCAGUCGCCGUUAAGCUGUUACACAUGCACUCUCUCAGCGACGACGCGGUGCCGCUCGAGACCUUCAAGCACGAGGUGGCGACGUUCCGCAAGACGCGUCACGAGAACCUGGUGCUGUUCAUGGGCGCGUGCAUGAAGCCGCCGCGGCUGGCCAUCGUGACGUCACUGUGUAAGGGCAACACGCUCUACACGCUCAUACACCUGCGCAAGGACAAGUUCACCAACAACAAGAGCGUCAUCGUGGCGCAGCAGAUCUCACAGGGUAUGGGGUACCUGCACGCGCGCGGCAUCGUGCACAAGGACCUCAAGACCAAGAAUAUCUUCCUGGAGAACGGAAAGGUGGUCAUCACCGACUUCGGACUGUUCUCCGUCACCAAACUCUGCUUCGGAAACAACGCGCGCGGCGACAGCCUGGGCAUCCCCCCGGGCUGGCUGUGCUACCUGGCGCCCGAGCUGGUGCGGGCGCUGCGGCCGCACGCCUCGCUGCACCUGCCCUUCUCCAAGUCCACUGAUGUCUACGCCUUCGGCACGGUGUGGUAUGAGCUGCUGUGCGGCGAGUACCCGUUCAAGGGUCAGCCGCCCGAAGCCAUCAUCUGGCAGGUGGGCAAGGGCGUCAAACAGUCGCUGGCAAACAUGCAGGCCUCUAGAGAUAUUAAGGACAUUCUAAUGCAAUGCUGGUCGUACCGCUGGACGGAGCGGCCGGACUUCCCCCGUCUUCUCUCCACGCUGCAGAAGCUGCCCCGCAAGCGGCUGGCCCGCUCGCCUUCUCACCCCGUACACCUCUCGCGGUCAGCUGACUCCGUCUUCUGAGACCGGACCAACCUCGCGCUCUGUGUGCGGCCCUAGUGAUUGGUGAGUCUUCUAGGAUUGAAGGAAACAGAAGACGUGGAAAGACCUGGACUUUUGGAAUUACAAAUAAUAUAGAUGGUGUCAAACAAUGUGUAAUAUUGAUACAGGGCUAUAAGAAUUACUUUCUCCCUAGCGUUAUUCCGUUUUUACAGGGUCCGCUUGCCUAACCUGAAGAUUUGACAGGUUUUUUACAAAAGUGAUAACCUGUCUGACCUUAACCAGCGAAGGUUAAACCAGCUCGAUACAAGUUAGGUCACAUACCUUCGAAAUGCAUUUCUCGGGAAUAUGGGUUCCCUCACGAUGUAUUUCUUCUCCGCUGAUCACGUGAUGAACAUUUAUGAUCCAAACACCGAAAACAAAUUCGAAAAUCAAUGGAACCUGCGCUAUCACUGCUCUCACAGAGCUAUGACAAUUGACAUAGUAAAGUUUUCCGAAGAAAUUAGAAACUCUAUUUCUGAACUCGCAACCCCAUAACCUGCAGUGGACAGACGGAUUGGCAGUCUUCUGUAAAAUCUUCAGAUUAGGCAAGCGUAUCCUGUGAAAACGGAAUAAUGCAGUGUGCAUCUGUCGAUAUCAGAAAAAAAAUCUUAUUAUGUCUUGUAAGAACGUACCUUGAAGAGGUCGAUGUAAACCGUCAUUCGUCAUUUCAUUAGUGCUCUGAUGGCUCAAGAACAUUGUAACUCUGUUAUUUAAAAUUUAUUAACCUCCUUCUUUUUGAAGUCGGUUAAAAACAGAAGACGCACGGCGAUACUAUAAAGUAUCUUAAAAGUAUAAAGUAACUUUUUUCGGAUUUUCAAAUUCCGAAUACACGAUAAUUCUAGUAAUUGAUGAACAUGGAAAUUAUCACUCGUUUGUUUUAAGAAAUGCGAUGAUAGCUGAUAGUCAUGAAAUAGAAACACUGUACAGUCAUGAGUCAUGUAGUAAUCAUGUACCCACUUUAGUACCCUGUCGAACUGUCAUAUUUGACAUUUAAUGAGACUUACGGUUUAAUUUGUCAAAAAAGUUCAUGUGACAAGGUAUCAAAGUGUAAACAUAUUAGUACUCGCGACCGUACAUGAUCUAUGUCAGACGAAAAACAAAUUGGGAAAACUAUUUAUCCGUCUUCCUUUGAAUGUGUUCAAAAACCUACGCCUUUAAUAUUAGUUACACGUAGGGAAUGCAAUCCCGACUCGAGAUUGCAAAUUCGAGAUCCCGCGGGAUUGGAAAUAUCAAUCCCGCGGGAUCCCGAAAUUUUCGGGAUCUCGUCUAGUUCAUAAAAAAAUGUAAAGCAAAGAUAGCUGAAAACAAUGAAAACUGCUUGUUUGUGAUAGUGAGGUUAAAUAAAACUAAAUAUUUUUUUAAAGAAAACAAAAACCUUUAUUGUUCAAUAUUACUUACUAAAUAACUUAAGUUUUCUUUGGAAAUCAGCAUAAUCAAAACAAAAAGUAUAACUUAAGGAGAUUAGAAAGUAGUUACGGGUGAUUUUGAAAGUAGCUACGUAAAAAACAAAGCUACCAACGUAAAAAGACUACUGAACGGGUACUCGCCUAAUCCCACCAGUCUCGAACUUGGAACGGGAUCUUUCGAACUCUCGAACGGGAUCUUGUCAUAUUAUGCUUCGGGAUUAAUCCCGACAUAUUAGAGAUCUCGCAUGAUCGGGAUCCCGCGAGAUCGGGAUUGCAUUCCCUAGUUACAAGCUUGACAAAUAAGUAUAUUCAGUAUAGUAUUUUUUUGUGACUCAAGUUAUUUUUUGUUUAGUUCACUUUGUCUAUGGUAAGAUGUGACCAUAGAGUAAAUGCGUUGUUUAUUAUUGUUUUAAAAAGGAACUGGGGUUUAAAAAGACCACACUGAAGCAAUUCAUCUGUUGACAUUACGCACCUACUUUUUUAUGCGCAAUUGUCAAAUUGCAAUAUUGCUUAUUAAAUGAAUUGCUUCAAUGUGGCCAUUUAGAUCUCCAGUUGUCUUCUGUCUUUGUUCAUAGGGUAGUUUCCAACUAGUCAAAUCGAUUACUUUUUACUAAACUUCAAAGGACAAAAUUACUACGGAAUUUGUAUGAACAAGUUUUGCAUUGUUGUGCUGACUGUUGUGUGGUUUUCUUUGAUAUCGUACAUUUUUUGCCACUGCAAAAUAACAAGAAACGACGCAAUAACUCAAAUAGUAAAAGUAUUGUUUGUCUCGUGAAAGUCAUAGUGAGCGUUCAACAUGUCUGAAGAACCGCAAAAUAAUGGCAACGGCGAUAAUGGCGAAAAAGAACAAAGGCCAAACGGUGCUGGUGAUGAAGGCGACGCUUGGGGAAGCCACGAUUCCUCAUCGAUCCGUCGCUACGCUAAAAUGCACUGUGGGACGCCGGAGUUGUGGAGUUAAAUAAGAGACGUGUGUCUUCUAAGACGGUCGUUUAUUGUCUGUCUAUGGAUAAUGACAUAUAAUAUAGAUAUGUAUAUUACAUGGGUGUGGAGGUACACACUACACUGUGAUGUCAUAGAAAAACGUGACAAAAUGUCGCACUUCAUAAACAAGUUUCGUAAAUCUGUCUUUCAGAAUUUUAUAAUUUAUCAUUGACCUAGGAAACUACCCAAUUCGUAAUAUAUUUAUUUGAUGUGGCGAAGUGUUCCCAAUUUGUGCAAUGUUUAAUCUAUUUGGUAAUUACUGACAGAUGAACUGUUGAUUUUUUAUUUAAUCAUUUAUAAUAUUGACCAGUGAUUGUACUGAACCAGGAACGGAGAACUAUAAUAGCUCUGGAGACUACUAUAAAAUGUUAUUUUUUUUCUUAUAACGAUGCUCUCAAGGGCCUAGCCCCUCUGUCAGUUUCAUCGAAAUCAAACACAGAAUAUACCAAUUCAUUAAACCUCUUUAUAAAAUUGUUAUAAGCAAAUAUAUAUAUUGCUGCUGAUUUCAGUACACACCACCUAAUUUUAUUUUUAGUUAUACCUGUCAUUUUCUUAUCCGCCGAAAACGAAAGGGACGAGUAAUCGACAAGCAUAAAAUUUAUGGAACACACGUCAAAUUUCAGCAAAUUUUAAGCACAAAUCUAAAACAGCCCUAUAAAAAUUUUGUUUUAGCUAAUAACCGACUGGAUUAAGUUGACAGCACAUGUCAAACGGUUUGCAUACCAGCGAAUACGUUUUUGAUUCGGCCGGGUUAUUCAUUCAUUUACUCAUUCUUCCUAAAAUUAAGAGCUGUCAAUCAUCCGUCUCUUUCCUUUUCGGUGGAUAAGAAAAUGACAGGUAUAACUUAAAGUAACAUUAGGAGGUGUUUGCAGGAAUCGGGGCCAUUGUAUUCUACAUAGCUAGGUAUAAUCCGCGGCGUAUAAGUUGAACAAUGACCUUGAAUGCGCAGUGAGAAAUUAUUGGGUCUCAAUCGAAGUGCGGUAUGAAGCGGGACGCGAGAGGUACCACGUAACCAUGACAACCAAUGAUGCUACAGACCGCCAUAUUUGUUCGAUGAGCAGUUUUCCAGUUAGUUCCAUCGUUAUACAGAGAUGGCGUACACGUCACUUUAGGAAAACUGUGUACGGCAUUAUAUUUAAAUUUCACAUAUUCAAGGGAGGUUAUCCGAUAUUAUAGUCGUUAGACAUAAUGUCUUUUUAAAAUCCCAUUUUUAAGGAAUCUUCUCAAUUAUUAAGGAAACCUCGGCCGCAACAGAAUAAAGUAAGAUAGAAAGAAAUAAAGCAUUUAUUAUAUUAAAGGACGCCACAGUAACAAUACAAACACAGUAGGAAAAAAAUUUACACAAAAUCACAUAUUAACAGAAACGUAAAAGGAACAGAAAAAUAAUAAUAAAAUACAAAAUAUUGGUGCUAACAGUAAUGUGGCGGUGUAAAGUAAUAAUUUAACUAUUUAUAAGUAGUAUUUCUUUCUUAUUAAAAAAAAUAUUUUUGUUUUUUUUUUAUUAUAGCGAAUGAUGUAUACGUAAAUAAACUGACUGUUUCGUUUUGUUUUCUUUUAUUUGGUUGAAUAAACUUUUAAAAACGAUUUGAGCGCCAUCUCUUGUUAUUGAAAGAACUAAAAUUACUGUAGAAAACUCAAUCAAGUUUUGUUUGAGGUUUACGCUCAUUCAAGUUAUACAUUGUUUGAGUUUUACGCUCAUUCAAGUUAUACAUUGUUUGAGGUUUACGCUCAUUCAAGUUAUACAUUGUUUGAGUUUUACGCUCAUUCAAGUUAUACAUUGUUUGAGGUUUACGCUCAUUGAAGUUAUACGAGUACGCCGCGGAUUACAUCAGAUAUUUGCAUUAGCCCUAGCGAUAUAAAACACCCAGAUGUAUUCUAGUAUAUGCAUAAACUGUGUAAAAUAACAAUUUGUAAGUAUGUUAAUACAACUGUAUAUUACUGUAAGUAAACUUGAUCUCCGAAUAAUCGAUAGAUUAAAUUAUAUUUUUGGUAUUAAAGUGGUGUUGACUGCUUGUUGGUUUGUAAAUAGUGUACAGUGUUGUUCUGUGAGUGAUGCGAGGCGAUGUGGUGGUUGAUCAUGGUUGGUUUUAAAGUAUUAAAACCUCAGUUGAUUUUCAAAGUCCGGACUUUCUGCUUUUUAUCUCGCUUUUUCAUCGCCAAAGAGUUUUCACCACAUAACAUAAGCGACUAUAUCAUAAUUAGGCUCAGAGGUACAUCGCAAGAUGAACUAAGUACCCGCACCUCACCGAGCUUUCUAUUAGACCAACGUGAUAGGUGAGCCGUAUCGCCGUCUAUAAUGGAGCCAACUAUGUUAGUGAAAACUGCGAUUUUUUUUACCACGACGAUAGAAAGGAGAUUGGCCCAAAGGGGUCCAAAUGUCUGUCAGUGUAUUUUUGACUGCGGUUUGGUAUUUAUUACUCAGUAUUUAGUGGUCUAUUUCGCUAAAUAAGUCUCGUUAAUGGAGGAUAUUUGGACCAAGUUCCAUACAACUUUGGUCAAUCUUCUUUGCUUUUAAUGUCGCGUGCGUUAUUUAUCUAAAAUGUCCGGCUUGAAGUCAGGAUGUGUAUUAACUUUAAAAGCAUAUUCUAAUGUGCCUUCGAAUAAAAAAUAUACCCUUCUAUUAUUUGUCACUUCUGUUACUAUUUAACUAAUUUUAAUUGAUGGUUGUAUUGUAAAGUGUACAGAUAGUGUAAAUAGAUAAAUAAAUAAAAAAAAAAUAACCAAUAUGAUCAAACACCACACAAGUCUGUGAGAACUCAAUUAUAACUAGUUAAGAGUUGAAAUUCCGAUUGAAAUGUUCUGUUUUCUUUUUAAUUAUGUACUAUAAAAUUUGACAUUUUGUGCUAAAAGUAACCUUAACAUAUUGUUCUGUUCAUUUUAAACGUAACUCGCUUAAAAAUUCGUUUCUCUGUGCGUAUACUACUCAAAAAUAAUAAUGGCGUUUGUAAAACAUAAUAUAAGCUCAUAUAUCGCAAUUGGGGUAGUCAGAGGUACAUCCAUCGCAAGGUGAAGUACCUACACUACACGCUUUCAGUUAGACCAACAUGUGAAAAAAAAAAACGACUUGCAUUUUAAGCAGCAUCAUUAUACAUAAACUCUCGCUCAGUGGAUUGGACAGACAAACAAGUAAUCAAAUACAACUUGGAGCCACUGUUGGUACGAAGUCUUUAGAUGGAUAUGAUGAACCUUAACAGCAUUAGAAAGUCAUAAUAAUCUUAAUUUGUAGAUUGACAGGUUUAUUUAUAAAAAUACAUUGUUAAUAAUAACACAAUUAACAGAGCAUAGUACCCCGCUAGGCUCCGGACACAGGUUGGCCGCUGCAAGGAUUAUCUCUGCAGGUGGGGAUAUCUGGUUGAUGGUUGCGAUGAUUGCGAGUGUGGAGUAUCACCACAAACUAUGGCUCACUUUUUGUGCUGUCCUAAGUGCCCUAACACCUGCACUAUUAAAGACCUUCACGAAGCCACUGACAAUGCAGUAAGCGUAAUUAUUGGUCAGCAAAAAUUUAGUAUCGAUCGCCAUCGACUCGCAAAAAAGACCCCGAUAGACAAAAGUUGGUAGUGUGACCAGGGAUCAACGACCCGACGGUGUUAUGUCGGAAGUUGUAUGUAUGCGUCGCGCUGUGUAAACUUCGUUAGCGCGUUCUAGGACUGUAUUAAACGACGUGCGCGCCAUCUGUUGGUAAUGGGCGGAACUAGCUGGUCAACUAGUUGGGACCGCCGCAACGCUAAACAGUAUCCGUUUAAUUUUUGGGUAGUAUAUAAUACAUAAAUAAAUGAUUGGACUAGUUAAAAUUUCAACUUGACUACAGGGAAUAUUGUUGAGAAUAAAAUUUUAUAAAUUAUAUUCAGUGAAUGACGAUUCUUGAGUGAGUUGAAGAACGAUGGAUUCAUGUUGUUUACUGUUGACUACUUAAUGUGUUUGAUUAUUUAUGUAUUUAUUAUAAUUGCGACUUGCAAUAUUUACUAACACUAUGGUUGAAUCGUCAGGAUAUAUCUGCGGUUACUACAUUACAUUACUCUGUCCAUCGUGUUAGAUGCGUCAAGGUCACGCGUGGUUACUAUGGUUACUCCCCAACUCGCUCGAGAUCGUGGUUACCAUGGUUACGCCCCGUCGAUUUGCUAUUAGACUCGACGAUCUGAUCGGCAAAUCCGUGACCUUGACGCAUCUAGCCCUGUGGACAGGGCAAUGUAACCGCUUAUCUACCAACAGGUAGUUAUUUUUCUAUGGUUUGAAUGCUGCAUAAAAUGUUUACUAUACACUUCUCAUAAAAAAAAACCUCGCAGUUUAUAUUUCGCAAGGAUUAUCAGAAAAAUAUUCAAUACGAGUAUUAUAUACAAAAAUAAAUGUCACUUUAGCGUUUCUUUUUUUUAUGAGAAGUGUACUUUUCUAAUCAGCAUUAAUGAAGUAAUGAGGUAUAUUAAUGUGCAUCCAACUAUAAUGCACGUUGCACACAGCCGGGAACGCGGGACAAGCGGCUCGCAAACAAAAUCCGGGGCUGGCCUAGACUGAGACCUGAAACCCGUCCGGGAAAUCAAAUUCAAAAACAUCUUUAAUCAGUUACACUUUGAAUCGUCAAUUUUUACAUAACGUCUAAAACUACUGCAACUUCGACACAGGGCCCUUGACGUUCUUAAAACAUUCGAAAGACAACUAUCUGGUGAUAGCUAACCAGGCGGCCUCUUGGCGUCGGGCUUCCCUCAUUGAGAGUCCUCAGCGCUCCCCAUUUGUCCGGCCAAGUAGUUUAUGCCAUCUGGCAUCUCGUUCACGUGUGCCGUGAACAUAAUUCUGUCGGGUUAUUGACCAAUGUAAAAUUUUUGUAGAAUUGUUUUAGAUUUCUGCUUAAAAUUGAUGUGUUCCAUAAAUUUUAUGCCUGUCGAUUAUCCGUCCCUUUCCUUUUCGGCGGAUAAGAUAGUGACAGGUAUAACUUAGAAUAAAAUAGGCUAGUUUCGAACUAGUCAAAUCAGCUACUUUUUAUUAAACGUAAAAACACAAAAUUACUAUGGAAUUUGUAUGAAAAAGCACACUGUGACGUCAUAAAAAAACGUGAUAAAAUGUCGGACUUAUUAUUACAUUUUUCUUUAUUAAAAUUCAUAAAUAAGUUAAAUAGAAAAAAUAAAAUGUUUUUCGUUAGUUUUAGAUCUAUCUUUAUCUGGUAUUCAGAAUUUCAUAAUUUAUCUUGAACCUAGUACAGUCUUGAGCAAUAUAAUGUACCCACUUUAGGACUCUGUCGCACUAACAUAUUUGACAUUUAGUGAGACUUACAGUUAAAUUUGUCAAAAAAAAUAAUGUGACAUGGUACCAAAGUGUAAACAUAUUAAUGCUCGUGACUGUACACGACCCAAUUAGAUGGUGUCUGCAGUAAUUAGCACCAAUGAGGUUUAGGUUUUAAAAAGAUAUUCGGUCUUGCGACUCUAUGGCUAGUUCGGGACUAAGCCGGGGUUAUUUACCGCUGAUCGCAGUCCCGGCUCCGUGUAUCCAAGUUAAAUGUUUUUGUAAAUAAAGCAACAUUCCUAUCGGUUGAAAAUAUUUCGCUCGAUAGUUACUAUUACGAAUUGUAAGUACAUUUGUUUGUAAAUCUUGAAGUUACCACGUUCUAAUGUUUCUGAAGAGGCUUUAUAAGGGGUUGCCGUUGCACUGAUAAAAAAAAUAAUAUUGGCGAGUCUUUACGUGACCCCCGCUUAAAUAUAGGGCUGGCUGGUUUUCAAAUGAAGUUUUAUAAAUUAAAUAAAUUACCGAAUAAAUAUCGUCUAAAAAGAUUCAACAUUCACUUGACAACCAGCCACAUUUUCAUCAUUAAAAAAAACACAUAAAUUCAUUUCAUAUUAAAAAAAAAAUAUAAAAUUUCAAAUUCUAACAGCUCACCUUGUUAAGUUAUUGUUUACUAAAUUAUUGUUAAAUAAUAAAGGAAAUUAUUCUGGUCACUCAACUCCUAUUAAAGUAAUAGUUAGUUGUUGUAAAUUAAUAAAUGCUUCAGACGAGAGACUGUCUCGUGAGGUUUGCAAGAUGGUAUUGAAAUGUUUAGAUUUAUUUACUUUAUUAAAUCGCAGUAUUAACUUAACCUUUUGACAGAAGUUUUAUUAUGUAUGAUUAUUUUUAUUGACAUAACUUAUAUAAUUGGUUAUUUUAUUAAGUGUUAUGUAAGAUACCUACUUAACACUUUCACGGACAGAAAGUCUACGGGUGAUGUACCAGUGACCGUGAAAGUGUUAACGUUAUUUAGAGUUGCUACUUUGGUAGGCAGUACUAUUGCAAAUACAUAUUGGCCCCGAUUCCUGCAGACAUCUCUUAAUUUUACUUUAAGUUAUACACUUAUACCUGUCAUUUUCUUAUCCGCCGAAAAGGAAAGGGACGGAUGAUUGACAGCUCUUAAUUUUAGGAAGAAUGAGUAAAUAAAUGAAUAACCCGGGCGAAUUUUUAGACGGUUGUUUUAGAUUUGUGCUUAAAAUUGACGUGUGUUCCAUAAAUUUUAUGCUUGUCGAUUACCCGUCCCUUUCCUUUUCGGCGGAUAAGAAAAUGACAGAUAUAACCUAAAAUAAAAUUGGAUGGUAUUUACAGGAAUUAGCACCAUUGUAACAUUUAUUUGAAUCUAUAAUGCAAUAGGCUAGUUUCCAACUAGUCAAAUCAGUUACUUUUUACUAAACGUCAAAAUACGAAAUUACUAUGGAAUUUGUAUGAAAAAUGUGACAAAAUGUCGCAGUUACGUUUUUCUUUCUAAAUAAGUUAAAUAGAAAAUGUUUUUUGUCACCUUUAGAUCUGUUUUUAUUUAGUAAUAAUCAGAAUUUCAUAAUUUAUCUUUGACCUUAGAAACUGCCCAAUUCUCAAUUUACUUAUGCAACAACUCAGCAUAUAAGUGUAUUAUUAUAUAACAGGGUGUCUAAAAAGGCCACAUUGAAGCAAUUCAUAUAAAAAAGCAAUACUGGAAUUUGACAUUUGCGCAUGUAAAAGUAAGUGCGCAAUGCAAAGAAAUGGCAAAAUUGCUUUCUUAGAUGAAUUGCUUCGAUAUGGCCAUUUUAACCCCCCAGUUCUUCAAUGCCAUCUAGCAAGCCUUGGUUCUGACGACUGCUAGGAAGUGAGUGAAGCCAUGUUGUGUAUAUAGGGAGCGGCUUAUCCUUUGUAUAAAAAUUAUAAAUAUUUAUUCAAUAGGUACAGGCGAGGUCGCAGUUAGUUCUAGUUUUGCAUAUGUAUUGAGAUUUCGAAAUGACUAGGUUAGUUGCAUUUGCCAAAAUAAAUCUCACAUCACUGUUAA
Pectinophora gossypiella (pink bollworm) is the source of this 12276-nucleotide messenger RNA. It is a transcript of the gene ksr, whose product is annotated as kinase suppressor of Ras 2. Bases 118 to 2625 code for a protein of 835 amino acids. NCBI's taxonomy places the organism in Eukaryota, Metazoa, Arthropoda, Insecta, Lepidoptera, Gelechiidae. The record is from RefSeq and is a predicted model, not a curated record. Gene Ontology annotation, molecular function: ATP binding; protein kinase activity. The transcript is spliced from 18 exons. Gene Ontology annotation, biological process: protein phosphorylation.